UCUUUUGAUUCUCUGUUAUCUAUCCAUCUUAGACCGUGACCGUGACCGUGAUCGUGAUCGGGACCGAUAUGACCGUGAUCGUGGAAGGCGUGACAGCGAUCGCGAUCGCUAUGACCGUGACAGGGGACGGCGUGACGGUGACCGCGACCGCUACCGUGAUGACAGGAGGGGAAGGCGUGACAGAUUCCGACGUUCACCUGGGCCGUGCACACCUGUGGUCAAAACCCCAGCUGUUCCCGUUCGCGCGCCCACAUCAGAAGAGGUCCAAGCGAAACUAGCGGCGCACGCAGAGGUCUUGCGCCAACAGGCUCAGACCCAGGCCAAAGCAAUCAACAUGCCCGGCUACCUGAACCCUGCGGUGGUCAACCCUCAGCAGUACAAAGUGCAGCAGGAGAAGAAGAAGUUGUUAUGGAGCGGCAAGAAAAAAGAGGCAGCUGCUCCCCCAGGUCAGUGGAGCGCGGCAAGCUACACCUCCGAGAUGGACCCCAAGUUCCGCCGACUGAUGGGUAUCAAGGGGGGAGAAGCGCAAGACUCUCAGCUAGAGAGUACUCCCGCAGCCGCCAAGCCUGAAGGCCAAGGUCAGAGCGAGCUCCUGCACAACCUUGAGAUUGAGUUCGAACGAUCACGUGCCUUUCAGCUGUCGCGAGGUGCUGGCGGAAAAAGCGGCAUAGGGCUCGGCUACCAAGGACCCAAGUUCCCAUGAUACUUUAUGCUAGCGGUAUACCUUAUAGGGCUCGGCUACCAAGGACCCAAGUUCCCAUGAUACCUUAUGCUAGCGGUAUACCUUAUAGGGCUCGGCUACCAAGGACCCAAGUUCCCAUGAUACUUUAUGCUAGCGGUAUACCUUAUAGGGCUCGGCUACCAAGGACCCAAGUUCCCAUGAUACCUUAUGCUAGCGGUAUACCUUAUAGGGCUCGGCUACCAAGGACCCAAGUUCCCAUGAUACCUUAUGCUAGCGGUAUACCUUAUAGGGCUCGGCUACCAAGGACCCAAGUUCCCAUGAUACCUUAUGCUAGCGGUAUACCUUAUAGGGCUCGGCUACCAAGGACCCAAGUUCCCAUGAUACCUUAUGCUAGCGGUAUACCUUAUAGGGCUCGGCUACCAAGGACCCAAGUUCCCAUGAUACCUUAUGCUAGCGGUAUACCUUAUAGGGCUCGGCUACCAAGGACCCAAGUUCCCAUGAUACCUUAUGCUAGCGGUAUACCUUAUAGGGCUCGGCUACCAAGGACCCAAGUUCCCAUGAUACCUUAUGCUAGCGGUAUACCUUAUAAGGAUCGGCUACCAAGUUCCCAUGAUACAUUAUGCUAGCGGUAAAAAGAUAUAUGAUUCUGUUCCGAGCGACCCAAGCCUCCAUGAUUCUUGAUGUCAUGGUGCAGACCAGUAUAGCAGGUUAAGACUUCAUUUCCAGGGGCCUAAUUUCCCAUGAUGCCAUGUUGCUAAGUGGUGCCGUCGGAACAGCGCAGCUUACUGUUCCCAAGGACCCCAUUUCGCAAGGACCCCUAUUCCUAAGGACCCCAUUUCGCAAGGACCCCUAUUCCCAAGGACCCCAAUUUGCAAAGGUCCCAAUUCCCAAGGACCCCAUUUCGCAAGGACCCCAAUUCCCAAGGACCCCAUUUUGCAAGGACCCCUAUUCCCAAGGACCCCAUUUCGCAAGGACCCCUAUUCCCAAGGGCCCCAAUUCGCAAGGACCCCUAUUCCCAAGGACCCAUUUCGCAAGGACCCCUAUUCCCAAGGACCCCAAUUCCCAAGGACCCCAAUUCGCAAGGACCUCAAUUCCCAAGGACCUCAAUUCCCAAGGACCCCAAUUCACAAGGACCCCAUUUCGCAAGUACCCCUAUUCCCAAGGACCCCCAUUCGCACUGACCCCAUUUCCCAAGGACCCCAACUCGCAAGGACCCCAAUUCCCAAGGACCCCAACUGGCAUGGACCCCAUUUCCCAAGGACCCCAAUUCGCACGGACCCCAAUUCGCAAGGACCCCAACUCGCAAUGCCGUAUGCCCCCGAACUCCCUUGUUGCCUCGCUUUUUGACGGGGCUAUUACACCCCUUGGUGAGGAAAUGCAAUCGCACUGAUUGAUUACAAGUGUUUUUUUACACUCGUUACCUGUCACAAUGCCGCGAGUUUUUUUUUCUUCUAAUUUUCUGUUAUGGAUAGAAUAGUCUUGUCUACUUUCUGGAUUCCUUUUUAAAUUGUAUCUUAUUUAUUUAAAAUGCCCCUGACACUGUUAUAACUACCAGGAGAGUAGAGAGGGAGGAAGUAAAUAUUGAGCAAGUGGAAAAGUACUAUUUUAUUCGGUGUUUAGGUACUGAAUAAAUAUAUAUCCAUAGUUUUCUAAGCACGCUUAUACUUAGAAAGAUCAAUAAAAUAUCAGUGUGUUAUUAAA
This is a messenger RNA of Nematostella vectensis (starlet sea anemone), 2383 nucleotides long. RefSeq names its product arginine/serine-rich coiled-coil protein 2-like. Bases 335 to 703 code for a protein of 122 amino acids. Lineage: Eukaryota; Metazoa; Cnidaria; Anthozoa; Actiniaria; Edwardsiidae. The record is from RefSeq and is a predicted model, not a curated record. The transcript is spliced from 3 exons.